AUGAAAAGUAAUUUAGAAUUCGAAUAAGAGAUUGAGAAUUUAAUUAAAGAAUCUGUUUCCAAGCAUAAUUCUCCUAUGAGAGAUGAAGAGGAGAAUAAAGGAAAGAACAAAAAAAAGCAAUUCUUUUAUAAUAGAAAUAAGAUUGAUAUUAAUGAAGCUUGGAAAGAAAUUGAAAAAUUAUUUGAAAAUUUCUCAAUUCAGGAUAAAGGUUCAGUUGAAAAGCCAAAUUUGGGAGAGGAAUAAAAAAUAAAAGAGUAAAAAGAAUUAUUGUAGACACCAUAACCAAAAGUUUAUUCUCCUUCAAAAUAAACUACAUAAGUUAAAAAGUAAAAUGAAGAAGGAAUUUAGAAUAAAAUUAACUGUAGUGCUAAGAGAAGACUUGUAUAUGACUUAGAUUGA
Paramecium sonneborni is the source of this 399-nucleotide messenger RNA. The record is from the annotation of a GenBank genome assembly. Lineage: Eukaryota; Ciliophora; Oligohymenophorea; Peniculida; Parameciidae.